Messenger RNA from Rotaria sp. Silwood1, 2778 nucleotides. Lineage: Eukaryota; Metazoa; Rotifera; Eurotatoria; Philodinida; Philodinidae. The record is from the annotation of a GenBank genome assembly.
AUGGCAGCUACAUCCUAUACAACAUUACCAUCUAAUACAUAUGCUGGUCUUGGAUCUCAAGGAGAUCUUUUUCAUGCAGCUAAUUAUGGUACAUAUGAUUCAGGUGUUGGAUCAUUAAUAUCAAAUCCUAAUCAAUAUCCAACAACAACAAAUUAUGAUACACAUUUUACUGGUAGUCAACGAAGACAAUCCUAUUCAAAUGAUUAUCUUCAAUCAAAUUAUUUAAAUGAUGAUUAUACAAAUCAACAACAACCUGAAUAUUAUUCUACAGAUAGAUAUUCUCAACAACCAACAUAUAAUCAAGAUACUUUAAUUAAUGAUUAUUCAAAUUCUAAUACACAAACAUAUAAUGAUCGAUCAACAAUACCUAAUAAUAUGGAUGAAAAUUAUGCUAAUACUAUUACUAAUAAUAAUAAUAAUACAUUGCCAACACAUAAAACAACUAUGGAAGAACAUCAUAUUGAAUCUAAUAAUCGACAUCAGCCAUCAUAUCCUAAUACAACACAAUAUCAACCUCCAACAUCUUCUGAUAAUCAACGUCCUCAUCCAACUCAAAUAUCAACACAAUCAAAUAUUGUUCGAUCGGAUCCUCAAAUAAGUUAUAAUUCAUCUAAACAAAUUUCAUCAAAUCAUCAACAAUCAUCAUCAAAUGGUAUCAAUGGUAAUCCAUCGGAAACAAUGACAAAAUCUAAUAAUCCUACAAUAGAAAUGAAAACAACUAAAUCAAGUAAUUUACGAGCAGCAGCUAUUAAACAAAAAGAAGAUAGUCGUGAACAAAAACAACGUGAUAAUAAUAUUGCUUUAUCAAAAAAAAAAGCAACACCACCACAAUCAACAAAAACUCAACAACAUCUAUCAAAUGAUAUUAAACAAGAUGAUAUUAAAAAACCUAAACGAAAUAAAAAACAAUCUCAUUCUGUUCCACAAAAACGUACAAAUCGUCGGGAUGAUUAUCAAACAGAUGAUAAUAAUAGUUCCGGAGAUGAAAAUAAUAAUAAUAAUACUCGUCAUAGUCGAAGUAAAUCUAAAAAACAUACAGCAUUAUCUGAUUCACAACAAGAAAAAUAUCCACCAUUACCACCAAUUCGACGUGGACGAGGACCACCAGUUUAUGAUCCUAUUUAUGAUUAUCCAAUGUUACAUGGAUAUUCUCUUAGAGCACGAUAUCCAUAUUAUGAUGAUCAUUUACCUUAUGGACCUUAUCCAUAUCCUGGGCGAUAUGAUUAUCGUCAUCGUCAUUUAUAUGAUGAUGGUUAUGAUACUCCACCUUAUCUACCAGCAUCACAUAAUCCUUAUGAUGGAUUUUUUGAUUAUGAAAAACGUAAACCUAAAUCAAAAUCUAAAACACAUAAAAAUAAAAAAGAUUUUAAUAUUGAUCAUGAAGGUAUAACAGAAUAUGAAACUGAACAUGAAGAUGAUAAAAAAAGUCAAAAGUCAAAAAAAAUUAAUAAUAAAAAAACAAAAUCAAAAGAUGAUGAUACUGAAAAUGAAAAAACUAAACAACAACAACAACAAAAACAUAUAUCUCCAAAUUAUCCAGAAUCAUCUUAUCCUGAUGAAGGUGAUAUGUUAGAACUUUGGCGUCAAGAAAGAAAUGAUUUUUUAAAAAAAAAAUAUCGACCAACUGUACAUGAUGUUCUUUAUUCACAACAAUUUAUGAAAACAGAUAGUUAUUUAGAAAAUCAACGACGUCGUGCAUUACGUGAUAUUCAAGGAUAUUAUUUUCCAUAUAAAAAAUAUACACUUAAAGAUUAUAAAGAUUUACAAAAACAAGAUUCACAAAAUAAUCCAUAUGCAUCUGUGAAUAAUGAACCUUCUCCUGAUCGAAAAGAACGUGCUAAAAAACGUCAAGAAUAUUCAUCACAAGUAGAAAAACCAGCUGGAGAUACAUUCGGAGUACAAAAUAAAUCACCACGAGAUACACAACCUAAAAAACCUUGGCAUUUAAGUCAUGGUGAAUCACAUGAUCCAGAAAAAUUAUCAAAACGAGAACGAGCUCUUGAAUAUGCAAAAGUUCAAGUUGUCAAAACUCGAUCUCUAAAAGCAGCUAAUGAUAAAUCUAGUGGUUCAGAUCCUACUGAAAAAUAUGUUAAUGGUCUUUUUCCACAAGAUGAUAAUGAUGAUGAAGGUUCAGUUUUAUGUAAAAUAAAUCAAGACAAAAAUUUACGUGGAUGUUUUACAGAAUUAAGAUGUGGUGAAAAAUCAACUAAUCUAUCAAUUAUUGUUCAAGGUCUACCAGGUCCUCGUGGUUUACAAGGAGUUACAGGUUUACCUGGUCCUCUAGGUCCACAAGGUUUAAUUGGUCCUCCGGGUCGUGAUGGUUUUACAGAACGAUCAAUUUCAUUUUGUGCUGAAUUACAACAAUUUGAUAUAACAACAAAUUUCUAUAGUAUACUUCAACCAUGGAUAUUAUCUGAUUCAUUUAAUCAACCAACUGUUUCAAAUUAUUUUUCUGAACAUACUGGAAUAUUUACUGUACCUACCAAAGGUCUUUAUCAAUUUUUUCUUACUAUAUUCGCUUCUCGAAUUAAGGCAUCUUUUUAUAUUACAAAAAAUGGUCAACAUAUGUGUACAGUUUGGCUUGAAUCUAUAGUUAUAAGUCAUAAUAAAACUCUUAUUUCAGGUUUAUCUAAUGGUUUAAUAGAUUGUCUUUUAUAUUGUCAAAUUAAUGAUCAAAUAUCUGUUGUAGCUUCAAAUCUUUUAAAUGAAAAUUUUGAUUCACAACCUCAUGCUUAUUCUUAUUUAAUUUUUUCAGGUUAUAUGUUAUUUAAUAUUUAA